AAGUGUCGAAACGACCGGUGGUGUACACAUAGCUCUCGUAGAAGCCAAAACCAAGGUCGCUCUUAUAAAGAAGGUAUCACUAUCACGUCUUGAAUUGUGUGGUGCCCAUCUUCUAGCUCGUCUUGUAAAACAUCUUAAAGCUGUCCUUGAAAUUCCUACCAAAGAUAUCUAUGCUUAUACGGACAGUACCAUUGUAUUGUAUUGGAUAUAUGGAACCAAUCGACGGCCGAAAACCUUCAAAGCCUCUGUCUCUGAAAUCCAGGAACGUUUACCUCCUGAACGAUGGAAACAUAUCAAAGGAAAUGAAAAUCCUGCUGAUGCCGGUUCUUGUGGUAUUCUCCCUAAAGAUAUUAUCAAUCAUGACUCAUGGUGGUCAGGACCGCAUUGGUUAAAAUCGGAUCAGUCAACCUGGGAAUCGAAAAGAAGACAUCUGGCAUCCGAGAAGAAGAUUUGA
Molecule: messenger RNA, 454 nt
Organism: Paramuricea clavata
Lineage: Eukaryota; Metazoa; Cnidaria; Anthozoa; Malacalcyonacea; Plexauridae
Source: the annotation of a GenBank genome assembly